CCCCGGGCACCCGUGCGAGUCCUUGGCUGCUUCAAUCAAGUUGGCGACGGCUGGCCUUCUGGCGUGGCGUGCUGAAUUCAUGAAGCUAGAGGACCGUACGGAAGUAUUAGUGGUGCACACUUGUGCUACGAAAGGUCACAACUCUUUCUUAAUACUACCAAGUAGUCCCCAGGACUACAUCAAUCUGCAAGCACAAGUCCAGAACAUCAGAAGACAUCGAUCCGUGAUCGCGCUAUAUACUUAGCAGCCAUGUGAACUUUAUUCUGAUGGCAUCGGAUGUUGUUUUCCUGCGAACGUACUUUGUUGUUUCACAAGGUCAAGCUUCAAGAGCACUAUUCUAUAUAUUCACACAUCCUGUAUCUUUUCUUCUGGUUCACCGCAUCUACGUCUAUUUAACGCUUCUCGUGGGGACGAUGCACAGCCUAGAACGCUCAGUGACCGAUUUCAAUGCAAGGCUGGUCAUCGGGCCGAUCCAAGUCGGUGGACUUUUGAGCGCUGCACUAUUCGGUUGUCUUGCCUGCCAGUCCUACGUGUAUUUUGCAAGAUUCACGAACGAUCACCUCACCCUGAAAGCAGCUGUAUCUGCAGUCAUGUUGAUUCAGCUGGGUCACUUUGUCUGCAUGAUAUCAACAUUGUGGACAAUGACUGUUAGCACCUACGGCAACCCAUCUCGACUCAGGGUGCUUCCGCUAGCGGCAGACCUGGCCAUUCCGUUGAGCGCUUUUACAGCAUUCAUUGUGCAGACAUUUUACGCAUUUCGACUGUGGAGGUUGAGUGAAAAUAUUUUCUUACCCGUUCUUUGCGAAACCCUCUCCGUUGUUGCACAAGUUUCCACACUCAUUCUCUCACCGAGGGCGUUUUAUAUGACGGACCUCACGACUUUUGAGGACAGUCAAAUUGUGCUGAUUACGCUAUCUUUCGUCGCACGUGCAACCUGUGACGUAGUUACCUCCGCUGCCAUCGCGUGGAGCUUAAACAAGAAACGAAUAAAUAAUUUUGGAGAUACGAUGACGAUGAUUGACCGGUUGGUUUAUUGGACUAUUGAAACUGGUCUGGCCACCAGUUUGAUGGCCGUUAUAACAGCAGUGUUGUUUCUAGUUCUUGAGCAGAACUUUGUGUGGUUUGGAGCAUGGUUGAUGUUACCCAAUGUCGUAGGGAACUCCUUGUUAGCCUCGUUCAAUCGGCGGUUGCUCCUUCGGGAGGCCCAGGGGUCCUCAAGAUCUGGCGAUACUCAGAGUCGUAAUAGUGGUUUAAACACACUUGUUUUUAAAACUGAAGCUAGGCAACCACAAGCAUACAUACUGGAGAACUUCAAGAACCGAGACAUUGAAGUGUUCCAAGACGUCGGAUGCUCAAUCGACCAGGAAUCAAGGCGGGUUUCCAGGCCUGCGGUGGUCCAUUUGAGUGUGUAACAGAUGACGGAAUUUGUGACUGAUCAUGAGACGAAUGUACGAUAAGAUGAUUUUCUCUUCGCAUUUUGGUUGACAUUGGGCAUGG
Molecule: messenger RNA, 1497 nt
Organism: Suillus clintonianus
Lineage: Eukaryota; Fungi; Basidiomycota; Agaricomycetes; Boletales; Suillaceae
Exons: 14
Coding region: 267-1412 (381 amino acids)
Source: RefSeq, a predicted model, not a curated record